CCUUUUAAAAAUGGCGGCUCGCAUCUUCGCGUUGAUUCACAAUCGUUGCCUGAGUGUUUUGCGAAACGAUGCCGUGUUGCAUCGCAGCGCUCUGUUGUCGCACACCUGGAACCGUCGAGGUAUCAGGACAUCAUGGGUGUCGCGCAUGUUCAUCCAGACCCAAGACACUCCCAACCCGAACUGCCUCAAGUUCCUGCCCAAUGUGAAGGUACUCGAGCAGGGCACCCGCGAUUUUCCCAACAUCGCGAGCGCGAAGGACUCUCCGCUGGCGCGUCAUUUGCUUCGUGUGGAAGGCGUCAAAGCUGUUUUUCUGGGGCCGGACUUCAUCACGGUGACGAAAGGGGACGAUGAAACCGAGUGGAAAGUGAUCAAGCCGCACAUCUUUGCGGCCAUCAUGGACUUCUUCGCUACCGGACUGCCCGUGUUGGACGACGGUAGUGCGGCGACCCAGGUGUCCGAAGACACGCAGCCGAAAGAAGGCGAUAGCGAGACGGUGCUGACCAUCAAGGAGUUAAUCGAGACGCGGAUCAGGCCAACGGUACAGGAGGACGGCGGCGACAUCCUCUACAUGGGCUUCGAAGACGGCGUCGUCAAGCUGAAGCUGCAAGGUUCCUGCACGGGCUGCCCGAGUUCCUCGGUUACACUCAAGGCGGGAAUUCAAAAUAUGCUGCAGUUCUAUGUUCCCGAGGUGAAGAGCGUCGAGCAAGUCGUGGAUGAGGCGGAGAAAGUCUCGAACAAGGAAUUUGAAAAGCUAGAAGACACGAUACGGCGGAAGGGAGUAGAUCCGUAGUGCUCCAUUUGUUUAUGAGCGACUUUAGCUGGGACGCACAAUUUACGAAGUUGAAUUGUUUUGUGAAGAGUGUAGUGGGUUUCAUUGCGUGGAGAAUUGUUUCUUUGGUAUAAAGUUAGUUAAACUGGCAUGGAAUGCGAAAUGGCAUUUUCAUGUUCCUCUCCAGCAUGUGUGCCGAGCAAGCACCUGCUUAUGUGCUGUUUACUCGUGUGCUUGGAUCUGUGUGGAUGUGCUGUGCAUAGUAAUAUUGCAGAUGUAUUUAUGCAUAUUAUAAAAUGAGAUGGAACUGAAA
This is a messenger RNA of Dermacentor silvarum, 1082 nucleotides long. Its product is annotated as NFU1 iron-sulfur cluster scaffold homolog, mitochondrial. Gene Ontology annotation, cellular component: mitochondrion. The record is from RefSeq and is a predicted model, not a curated record. Bases 11 to 790 code for a protein of 259 amino acids. Gene Ontology annotation, molecular function: iron-sulfur cluster binding; iron ion binding. NCBI's taxonomy places the organism in Eukaryota, Metazoa, Arthropoda, Arachnida, Ixodida, Ixodidae. The transcript has a single exon. Gene Ontology annotation, biological process: iron-sulfur cluster assembly.